This is a messenger RNA of Purpureocillium lilacinum, 1044 nucleotides long. RefSeq names its product recombinase rad51. Gene Ontology annotation, cellular component: condensed nuclear chromosome. Gene Ontology annotation, molecular function: double-stranded DNA binding; DNA strand exchange activity; single-stranded DNA binding. NCBI's taxonomy places the organism in Eukaryota, Fungi, Ascomycota, Sordariomycetes, Hypocreales, Ophiocordycipitaceae. The record is from RefSeq and is a predicted model, not a curated record. Gene Ontology annotation, biological process: mitotic recombination; DNA strand invasion; mitotic recombination-dependent replication fork processing.
AUGAGUGAAGAACACGAGGAGUCCAUGAUGGGUGAGGAGCAGAUGACCUCACCCGGCGCGCCGACGCCCCUCUCGGCCCUCGAGGGGAUCGCUGGCUUGACCAAGCGCGACAUUCAGCUCAUUGUCGAUGGCGGUUUCAACACAGUCGAGUCCGUCGCGUACACCCCGCGUCGAAUGCUGGAGCAGAUCAAGGGCAUUUCGGAGCAAAAGGCGGCCAAAAUUCUGGGAGAAGCCUCAAAGCUGGUUCCCAUGGGCUUCACGACGGCGACUGAAAUGCACCAGCGACGAAGCGAGCUUAUUUCUAUCACGACCGGAUCCAAGAACCUCGAUACUCUGCUGGCCGGUGGUAUCGAGACCGGCUCGGUGACCGAGCUUUUCGGAGAGUUCAGAACAGGAAAGAGCCAAAUCUGCCAUACGCUGGCGGUAACGUGCCAGCUGCCCUUCGAUAUGGGCGGUGGCGAGGGAAAGUGUCUGUACAUUGAUACCGAGGGCACGUUCCGGCCCGUCAGACUAUUGGCCGUCGCCAAUCGAUUUGGUCUGUCAGGGGAAGAGGUUCUCGACAAUGUAGCCUAUGCGCGCGCGUACAACUCGGAUCACCAGCUGCAGCUGCUGAACCAGGCCGCCGCCAUGAUGUGCGAGACGCGGUUCUCUCUCCUCGUCGUUGACAGCGCCACGGCCCUGUACCGGACGGAUUUCUGCGGACGUGGCGAGCUCUCAAACAGACAGACACACCUCGCCAAGUUCAUGCGGACGCUGCAGCGCCUGGCGGACGAGUUUGGCAUCGCCGUCGUCAUCACGAACCAGGUCGUCGCACAGGUCGACGGCGGCCCGAGCGCCAUGUUCAACCCUGACCCGAAGAAGCCCAUUGGCGGCAAUAUCAUUGCCCACGCCAGUACGACCCGGAUCAGCUUGAAGAAGGGCCGCGGCGAGACGCGCGUCGCCAAAAUCUACGACAGCCCCUGCCUGCCCGAGAGCGACACGCUGUUUGCCAUUAACGAGGAUGGCAUCGGGGACCCGUCGCCGAAGGACAUGGAGAAGGAUUAA